AUGGCCGCGAAAUCUGACGGUACAACCGUCUCUCUACGAAACGAAAUCCCACCCGAGUGUCCUCCCAGGUCGGACCCGCGGCCUCCCCAGCGCCCUUCCGCAGAGCAGCGCUACUCGCUCCCGGACUUCUGCUGGACGCUGUGCGCCCUUUUGGUCUUCUUCUCGGACGGGGCCUCAGACCUGUGGCUGGCCGCGGACUACUACCUAAGGAGGGACUACUGGUGCUUUGCACUGACUCUCGUCUUUGUGAUAGUUCCGUCCGUGGUCGUGCAAGUGUUGAGCUUCCGAUGGUUCGCCUACGAUUUCUCGGAAAGCUUAGAGAGCGGCACGGCUGCCGCAGCCGUGGUGGCGGCGUCGGGAGCGGAGGAGAGCGACUUCAGCACCAAGGACAGCGGCGAGCGGGGCGCUGGCCGCACUGCUGCGGCCGGGGUGCUGCCUGGGCCGGGCACCGGGGGAGGAGCCCGGGGCUGCUGCAGAGUCUUCAUGUGGCUCUUCCAGGCCAUCAUUCACAUCUUUCAGCUGGCACAGGUCUGGCGGUACGUCCACGCCCUGUAUUUGGGUGUGCAGAGUCGCUGGCACAGAGACCCCGAGCGCCGUCACUACUACUGGUGCAUGAUGUUUGAGAGCGCCGAUAUCAGCAUGUUGCGUCUGCUUGAGUCCUUCCUGAAGAGCGCCCCUCAGCUGGUGCUGCAGCUUAGCAUCAUGAUCCAGGCCAGUCAAGUGCUGCCCCUUCAGGGGCUUUCAGCUUCUGCCUCACUGAUAUCCCUCGCCUGGAUGAUCGCCUCCUAUCAGAAAGUCUUGAGAGACUCCCGAGACGAUAAGCUACCCAUGACCUACAAAGCCGUCAUAGUUCAGAUUCUGUGGCACCUGUUCACCAUCGGAGCCCGCACUCUGGCCUUCGCCCUGUUUGCCUCUGUGUUCCAGCUUUACUUUGGCAUCUUCAUCGUGGCCCACUGGUGCAUCAUGACGUUUUGGAUAAUUCAAGGUGAAACGGACUUCUGCAUGUCCAAAUGGGAGGAGAUCAUCUAUAAUAUGAUGGUGGGCAUCAUGUAUGUUUUCUGCUGGUUCAGUGUGAGAGAGGGGCGCACUCGUUGUAGGAUGCUGAUCUACAGCCUGACUGUGUUCAUUGAGAAUGUGGCGCUCACCACUGCCUGGUACCUCUACCGCAGCCCUCGUACCUCAGACUUCUACGCCGUCAUCAUGGUGUGCGUGGUGGCCAGCAGCUACGCUCUGGGCACCUUCUUCAUGUUUGUGUAUUACUGUCUGCUGCACCCUGACGGCCCGGUCUCAGGGUGGGGUUAUAUUGUGGAGAAGGAGCUGCCUGUGGAGUCGCUGGCCUCCCCAGUUUCCAGCCUCCCGCCAGACCUGGUGAGCAGCCCCCCUAGGACCCUUCAGAGAACUAAAGGGUCUGACAGAGAGCAGGGGACUGGGGUAGAUGGAGACGUGUUUCAAGUACGACCACCUCGGGGAGCUCAGGUUGCAGUGCCCAACCUAACACCCAGGACAGAGGGACCUGUCAUCCGAAUAGAUCUGCCCAGGAAGAAGUACCCCGCCUGGGAUGCUCACUUCAUCGACCGCCGGCUGCGUAAAACCAUCCUGGUGCUUGAAAGCGCUGCCCCGGUCACGCCAAGGAUUCAGUACCGCUGUCUGGGCACACCCAAAGAAGUGAUGGAGUAUGAGACCACUGUGUGAUGUGCUGAAGGUGCUGUGACUCAGCUCGCUGCCAUGUGGACGCCCUGCCUUAAAUAAAAUGGCAGGUGGAUGACUCUCCCUGAGCAGCCUGUUUUCAGCUCCACGCCUACUUGGUUGCUCUCGGUACUGUCAAGAAAUGGAGACAAACAGAAAGGGAAUGGUGGAACAGAAAUGGUGUCUAUUUUUUACAAAGACAAAGUGCUGUGAUGUUGUCUAAUGAUGGUGCAUAUUUUGGUUUCUGUAUCAUUUCUCAGGUCAGGGUGUGGUACAGGAAGAGGUCGAUGUUGGCAGCAAAGUCUGCUGUCCAGUGAACUUAGAGAGAAGCACAGGUAGGCGGAGAAGUGGAGCUUAUCAAUCAGAGGCACAAAGUCCUCCUCGGCUGAAGGUGCUUCAGCACGCCCUCUCAAGGCGGCCGACAACAGAGACAGGGCUUCAACAUGCAUGAUUAUUUAUGGCAGCUAGAAGUGAAACAUCACUGAACAUGAUGUAGGAGAGUGAGUAUGAGAGGAUAUGGUAAAACUCGCACUGUAAUU
Micropterus dolomieu (smallmouth bass) is the source of this 2225-nucleotide messenger RNA. RefSeq names its product XK related 5-like (gene xkr7a). Lineage: Eukaryota; Metazoa; Chordata; Actinopteri; Centrarchiformes; Centrarchidae. Gene Ontology annotation, cellular component: plasma membrane. Gene Ontology annotation, biological process: phosphatidylserine exposure on apoptotic cell surface; engulfment of apoptotic cell; apoptotic process involved in development. The coding region runs from base 1 to 1692 and encodes 563 amino acids. The record is from RefSeq and is a predicted model, not a curated record. The transcript has 3 exons.